Williopsis jadinii is the source of this 1575-nucleotide messenger RNA. RefSeq lists its product as uncharacterized. Bases 1 to 1575 code for a protein of 524 amino acids. Gene Ontology annotation, biological process: amino acid transmembrane transport. The transcript has a single exon. Gene Ontology annotation, cellular component: membrane. Gene Ontology annotation, molecular function: amino acid transmembrane transporter activity. Lineage: Eukaryota; Fungi; Ascomycota; Saccharomycetes; Phaffomycetales; Wickerhamomycetaceae. The record is from RefSeq and is a predicted model, not a curated record.
AUGAGUAAAGUCAAGAACUUGUCGGAAGACUCGCUGAAAGAUGCGAAACUAUCACCUAUUGAAGGAGAAGUGAUCCAUGUGUCAACCAGCAUGGAGAUGCUGGACCUCGAAGACGAGCCUGGCAGGCUUAAGAGGGACUUCAAGGCUCGCCAUGUCAACAUGUUGGCCAUUGCGGGUGCUAUCGGAACAGGUCUCAUCAUUGGCUCCGGUACAGGGUUGAAAAGGGGAGGUCCUGCGUCGUUGUUUCUCGGUUAUCUCUUUACUGGCUCCCUCCUGAUGGUUGUUCUGAUGUCGUUAGGUGAAAUGGCUGCGUUUUCUCCAAUGGAUAAGGCCUUUUCCGGGUACCCUUCACGGUAUGUUGACCAGGCCUUGGGGUUCGCUGCCGGAUGGAACUACUUCUUCAAGUACGCCAUUGUGUUACCUGCCAAUUUGACGGCAGUUGGAUUGAUCAUCCAGUACUGGCGUAAGGACCUGAACGUUGGUAUCUUCAUCACUGUGUUCCUGGUGGCCAUUAUAGUCGUCAAUUGGUUUAACGUCAAGUUUUAUGGCGAGCUGGAGUUCUGGUCUGCUGCUGCUAAACUCAUCACCCUCACCAUAUGUUUCAUCACGUGUAUUGUGAUUACAUGUGGGGGAUCCCCAACUAACCAGACCAUUGGCUUCCAGUAUUGGAGAGAAGAGGCCUUCCAGGAGUACCUUGUUGACGGUGGCACUGGUAGGUUCCUUGGUUGGUGGGCAUGUGUUAUACAGGCAUGCUUUGCCUACGUGGGCUCAGAGGCAGUGGGCGUGGUGUUUGGUGAAACACCAGAUCCAAAGAAGAACAUUCCAAAAGCUUCCAAACAGGUGCUAUUUAGAAUAGCAUUCUUCUACAUCUUUGGUGUUUUCAUCUUGGGCCUUGCCGUCUCACCAACAAAUCCACUCCUAGCACAAGCUUCAGGAUCAAACGCUUCUGCAUCGCCAUUCGUCAUUGCAAUCAAAACAGCUGAGAUCAAAGUGCUUCCAGGGUUCAUCAAUGGUUGUUUGCUCAUCUUCGUCGGGUCUUCUGCCAACACAGACUUGUACUUGGGUUCCAGAACACUCUAUGGCUUAGCAAAGGACAACUUUGCACCAAAGAUAUUCCUGAAGCUCAACAGUAACGGUGUGCCAUUCAUUGGCUGUGUCUUCACAGCCCUGUUUGGAUUAUUGGCGUAUAUGAACUGCUCUGAUUCAUCAGCAGUGGUUUUCGGCUAUUUCUCUAGUGCCGUGACAGUCUUUGGUAUCCUCAAUUGGUUGAACAUUAUGAUUGCAUACCUUGGCUAUUACCAAAUGACCGUAGUGCAGAAGGUGAGCCGUGAUGAUAUUCCCUUUCGUAUGUGGGGCCAGCCUUAUACAGCUUACUACGCCAUCGGCUGUAUAUCCUUGAUAACCUUCUUCAACGGUUACAAUGCCUUCAUUACGUCCUUCCAUUACAAGAGCUUCAUCACAUCUUAUAUCGGAAUUGCAGCAUAUUUGAUCAUGAUUGCCUUCUGGAAGCUCUAUCACAAGACUCAGAGGGUGAGCUCUGAUGAUGCCAAUGCCCUUUUUAACUACAGGAUGUGA